UUCAUUCAACAACUGAGCGAAUCGUUAAUUUUGUUCUAACUUUAACAACCGUAUUACGCUUCCAUUCCUACCGACUUAUAUUGCCGGCAUUACUGAAAAGCAGUAACGCUAUGGUGACAGAUGACAAUUCUGUAGGUAAGAAAUGUCGGAGUUUUUAAGAAAUAUUUUAAUGGAAUUGAAAAUCUAAAAUAAUAGCAAUGCCGCCUGAUUCUUACCUUGUGGAGGUCCUUCAUUACUUAAAUCCACAUUUAAUAUGGAUCGAAGUGAUAGAUCCGUCUGUUGCGCAAGGGGACAAAUUUAUUUUUGAGCAAAUCGGUAUUUAUGGAGUCCUGCCUGUGGAUCUUACAUUAGAUGUGGAAGAAGAAGACCUAAAGACACAAGUGUCGGAUGUAUGGUUACCAGCGGCGUUAGUCACAAUUAAAAAGGCACUUGCUGACGCAAUAGAAGUGAGGUUUUGUCCCACAUACAUUGACCGAAGAUCUUCAAUAUUUGAUGACAAUAUUCAUAAAUAUGGUGAAUUAUUAAUAAAAAGACAUGAUAAAAAAUGGAAGCGAUUAUCAAAGACUUUAUUAAAAGCAAGCAUUGCAGUCUACGACAUGUGCCUUUUUCACCAACAAUUAGGUUUGGGCAAAUUAAACACAAGGCUGAAAAGCUCAGAGUCCCAGGCUGUGAUACAUGCCAUAGAAAAUUAUUAUUUAAAAAAAAAUAUACCCAAGAAAAAUUGGAAGAAAUCAGUAGAAGAAAAAACGGUAGUGAGCCAUGCAGCACUAGAAUUAGAAUCUGAAUUAACUGCUAUGAAUUUACAAAAGCACAAUGAUGUAAUGCAACAAAUGCUGCAAAAUAAAAUUAAUGAUUUGGAACUUUGUAAAGGUAUAGAUGAAGAGCCAUUGGGUAAGGGUUUCAAAGGUAAACAACACAAUGUUGCCAGAGAAAAAAAUACUAGUGAGACAUUACCUACAAAUCAUGAAAAUAAUGUCAAAGCGACAUCAUUGAAGAAAAAGUUAGAAUUAAUGGCAAAGAAAAGUAAUAGCCACAAAAUUGGCCAUGAACUUAAAAAUGAUCCAAAACAAAUAUUGGCAAAUACAAAAAAGUUUUUAGAACUUAAUGCUAAUAAAAAUCUUGAAAGAGAAGAAAAUGAAGAAAUGUUAAGUAAAAAUGAUAAAGAAAAGACAACGGUAACGAAAAGUUAUUACGAUGGUCAGACAUUUAUUAAAGAAAAUAAAAAUAUUCCAGGAACAAAACAACUGAAAACACCUCAAAAAAAAUGUCCUGUGAAUGAAAAAAGAGUAUGUUAUGGACCACCUGGUAUUUUACCAACAAAGUUAUCAGUAAAAGUAUUGGUUGAAAAUGUUGAAGAUCCACCAAUUGCCCGUGUUGAUAAUCAAGUAAAAACUGUAGAUAAAGAAGAUAUUUUUGCUAACAUAGAUUCAGGUUUAAAUGUAGAAAUAACUAAUAAAAAUUGCCUGAUGAGUAUUAAGCAAAAUUUUGAAAUAAAUCCUAAGUAUAAUGAUGCUUCAAGAUUGAAUCAGAGAGAGAGUACUUCAAGUAAAGGAAAUGACAGCCAUAAUUUAAAAGACAAGUCAGAUUCAGAAACAAUCAAAUCGUCAAAUAAAGUUUUACAGAAAAAGUUAAUGUUAUACGAAAGGAAAAAAACAAAUUUUCUAGACAGCUCUUUUACUUCAUGUUCGGAAACAUCUAAUAAAGAUUCAUCGUCUUUGGAAGAUUUUAAGGUCAGGAAAAAAGAAGAAAAAAAUGAAAUUCAAGAUUCAGACGAUGAAGUUAUUAAGAAAAUCAACGAAGAAUACUCACCUCCGAAUGUAUAUAAAGAUUUUGAAUGCCAAAACAUAAACACAGAUAUACGUAUGAAAAACUCCGUGAACCCUUUCAAAAAUAUUGAUCCAAACAUAUCUAUAUUUGUAGAAAAACUGGUAACACCAAUAUUAAUGGUACAUACAAAAAUGAACAAACGUAUAGAACCUGUUUUCAAUCUUAGGGAUGUAAACUUCAAUGGCAAUAUACAAAUGGUUUUAAAAAAUAUGUCCAUUGAAAACCCUAUGAUGUUGCAAACAAUAUCUUGGUUCUGUAUAUUACGGGGAUACAGUACAUUUAUGAUAAGUCCUGUAGGUAGUGGUAAAACAAUGGGUUAUUUACCAGCUAUCUGUCGUUUGAUAUCUGAUGUUGAUAUAGAUAAUUCAGAAAGUGUUGGUCCAAAAUGUAUCAUAAUAUGUGCAACUGCUAAAUCUAUCGGUGAAGUUGAAAAGAUAUCAAAAAUGUUUUUAAAUGUGAACAAUAAGGUGAUCACAUGUUUUGCCGGUGUUGAUGAUACAUUGUUAACAACUUCAUUGUUAAAUGGCUGUGAUUUAUUAAUUACUACCCCGUCUUACUUAGUACGAUUACUACAGGUCACUGACUUCGGUGUUGAUUUACGUCGUCUUGCAACAAUUGUGAUUGACGAUUGUGAGAGAUUAAGUGAUGUUUACAGCAAUGAAUUGAAAUAUAUAAUGCUGAGAAUUAAACAAACACUUAAAAAUCGGGCUAAUAAAGAGUUGAAAGUACAAUAUGUGGUAGCAUCAAGAAUUUGGUGUGAUUUUAUGGAACCAAUAGUAAAGAAAGCCCCAAAUUCUGUUGUAUGUAUUGGUGCGUUCCAGGAAUGCGUGCUUUACUCAAAAGCGGCAAUGUCUGUUAAUUUUGUUUAUGAUAACUCUAAGAUGCAAGCUGUUCAUGAUUUUCUUAACCAAAUCGACGUUACUAAAAGAACUGUAAUAAUUUGUGUUACGGAUGAUGAAAUAUUUUUAUUAAAAAAGGCUCUGGAGGAAUAUAGAAAUUCAGUUUUCACCUGUGAUAGUAGCAUGACUAUUCAAGAUCUGUAUAAUUUGAGAAUCACUUGGGAUGAAUACGAGGAACCAUUGUUGGGCCCAAUUCUAUUAUGUUGCAAUGACACUUUGGCUCAUAUGAAUAUUACUGACGCCCACCAUUUGCUUAUUUAUUCUCUUCCACCAUUGUUCUCUACAUUCUGUAGAUGGUUUUCAGUUUUAAAUGACAAAUACCCUUCUAUAUUUAAAUCUGACAAUGAAAUUGUGAAAAUUAAAAUAUUAGUUGAAGAAAAAAAUUUGGAACAGUUGCCAAAAAUGCUUAAUUUCAUUAGACGAUGCACUGAUAAUGCAUUUCCACAACAUUUAAAUAACAUCUGUAAAAACAUUAUGGCUGAAAAAGAAAAAGCCAAAGCCUUAAAAUUUGUACCACUCUGUAACAAUUUACUUGGUCUGGGUUAUUGUCCAGACUAUUGGAAUUGUCACUUUAGACACAAUUUUGUGGUAGAUGUUGAUAUAAUAAAAGAAUGGAUGCCAUUAACUGGCCAAAUUACGUUUAAAAUCCUUCAUUAUCACUCCGCGGUAUGUUUUUCAGCCAGAUUACUUUCUAAUACAGUGAACGACUCAACCGAGAAGUAUCCACAAACAUACAGUACGCUUUCAUUAAAAAUGGGAAUGUAUUAUAGCAAGGAAUCUAACAAGAAACCACUCGGUACACCAAAGAUUGGUGACAUUUGUGCGGUUUCUUUGAAACAAAACUUUUUUGCGAGAUGCCAAGUCAUAAAGAUUUUAAACAAAUAUAAAAAUGGUAAUCCUAAUUCUGUACUAAUCAAACUCUUAGAUGAAGAGAAGAUUGAAACCACAAGGGAUAUUUAUUUGUAUUAUAUACCGGAUAAUCUGAAAAUGAUAGAAACGCAUGUUGUUCAAGUGAGACUGGCUAAUAUACAGCCUAAAGAUAAAGAUGUCACGUAUUCCGAUCUUGCCAGAGACCAACUUAAAAGGAUAACUGAUGAAGAUGAAGAGCUUUACAUGAGAGCAGAAGUAGCCAUGUCUAUUGGAAAUUGUGUUUUUGUAGAUACAUUAGAAGCUUGCCAGGACUUGGCAUCUAUAAACCAAACGGUCGUAAAACAUGAUUUUAAAUCUGAACUUCUAGAGAAGCAUGCCAUACCAAAUAUGGAGCAUUUAGAUAAAAUUAAAAAGCUUUAUGACGACAAAUUUGAAAUUACAGUAAAAACGGAUACUCGUAAACCUUUAGAGCCGACAAAACCUACAACGAUUGGAUCAUGGGCAUAUUUAGAUAAAGACGAAGUGUCAUUGGUGUUAUUCGGAUGUGCUUUAAGUCCAAGUAAUUUCUUUGUGCGUCUUCAAAAGUUUGAGUCGUGUUUAAAUAUGUUAGUAAAGGAUAUACAGAAGUUUGUUGCUGAGAAUCCUAAACCAUUGAGUAAUAUCAAAGUGGGUGAUAUUGUGUUAGCUAUGUUCCCAGACGACGAAACAUUUGAAAGAGCUCGAAUCGAUAGCAUCAUUGACAAACAUAAAGUACAAUGUUUCUUCGUAGACCAAGGUGAUUGGAGAGAGGUGUCCAAUAAGAAAAUAAUAGCUAUUAAAGAAGAAUUUGUAUCAAAGUUACCGUUUCAAGCAAUCGAAUGUAGUCUCAUAGGUGUUUUACCUGCUGGAGAUGAAUGGACAGAUUUUGCAACAAAUUGGUUCUCGAACAUAUGCUUUGAUAUUGACAAUAAUCAUAUGAAAUCUUUAUAUGUAAAAUGUUUUACAAAAUAUAAAGCUGAAUUUACUGGUGGUAACAAAUAUGGUGUUAUAAUGAUUGAUAGCAACAAUGAUGAUGAUAUUGUUUUAAAUCAAGUUUUGAUUGACGUUAGUUUGGCAAAAGAGAAUGAGAGUGAAUUAAAAUAUUUGGAUGAAUGUGAUCCGAUCAAGAUGAGAUUAAAUUCUUCAAACAAUGAACAGCUCACUGAUUCAGAAGUAGAAAAUGAGGAUAGUUUUGCAAUGUGUAAGACUAACAGUGUAGAAGUAAACAAUACGUCAACGUUAGACUCUAUUUUCAAGCAACCAAUAAGAUCUGUGCCUUUGGUAGGAUCCGAUGAUUCAGAUGAUUCAGAAUGGAAUAUCAAUAUGGCUGAAGAUUUUCUGAAAAUGUUCAAACCUUUUACUAAAAAUAAUGACUGUAAAACAAAUGAUGAUAAAAAUUUACCUGUAAUUAUGAAUGGGACAGCAAAGGACGUAAACACGUCCGAUGAAAAGCCUAAAAACAUUUUACCAAAAGAAUCCCAAUUACAAAAUAAUACCAAAGAAUUAGAUUCCGAUGAUUUAACGUCACCAGAAUCAUCUGAUAUUAUAAAUACACCAGAGAAAAGUGUCAUAAAAUCUCUUUUAGUUACAGAUAAUAUACGAAAACCAAAGGUAAUUUGGCGUCAAAAUAAAAAGUUUGUAUUCGUUAAAGUCAAUCUUAUAGGUUUACAGAUGUAUGACGUUAAAAUUGAGGGUAGAGCUAUAAGUUUUGCAGCAAAUUUGAAUGACGUAGAUUACGCAUUCGAUAUCGAACUGUACGGGGUAGUAGACGUUAUGAAGUCUUAUCAUUGGAACAAAGGACAAUAUGUACUUAUGAAAUUACAUAAGAUAUUAAAUAAAAACUGGUUGACAUUAACAAAAGAUGGAGAAAUAAGGAAAUGGAUUGUGUAUGAUGUUGAAUCUAUUGACGCAUCGUCUGAUGAAGACAUUAUAGAAGAACAUAAUAAGAAAGCUAUGUUGAAUGCAAUACAAAAUAUUUAUAAUAAACAGGACACAGAUAGUGAAGACGAUGAAUUCAGGGAUGAUCUGAACUAUGGAAAUAUAAGAAACAAUUAAGAUGCUUCGAUUUUUUAAUAAACAUAAGUUUACGUGACUUAUAAUUCGUAAUACAAGUAAAAAAAAAAUACAGACGAAUUGAUAACCUCCUUUUUGGCUUCCGACGAAAAAAUAACCAAUAGAAUUGCAUGUUUUUAACUACAAUUUAGUGAAUUUGGGAUUAACUACGAUAAGUCUCGGUUAGUUGUUUCAGAAUAUUUACAAUCUAAACUUACUCCGCUGGCGCAUCGACCCAAAGUGGGUCUUGGCCUCCGACACAAGAGAUUGCCAAUGUCGCUUGCCUUGCGCCUUCUCCUGCCAGUCCAUCGCUUGUAGCUUACGCAGAUCCAGCACUACGGCGUUUCGCCAGGGGCGUACAACCUAAACAGACAUAGAAAAUUUGAUAAACAUGACAAGACAACUUCAGUUGGAUCUCGGUGACGCUUUUUUUAAUAAGGUCACAUAACUGUUGGUCUAAUUUUUUAGAGUAUAGAUCUCAAAGUUUCAUGAAAAACACAAUUUUCUUGCAAUGUAUUUUUGUGACCUAUGUUUAUACUCAAACAGUUGGUUUUCAUUGCCGAAAUAAGUGUACGAAAACCUUAAAUGUCCUUUCGAUCUCUUUGAAGAGAUAUGUUUUGAUACAUGUAUUUCGGCAGUGUAAACUUACGGUUAUUGAAAAUAAGAUACUGUUUGUAGGUUUAUUAGGUUAAAACUAACAAUCGUAUGAUCUGUUUAUAAGUAUUUUAGUUUCCAAUAUUUCAAUAUAAUGUUCCUUGUAUAUUCUAAGUUACUAUUAAAGUCUAUACAAAAGUCCGCCUGCACUAUAAGUAUAGGAUGAAUAAGAUUUUAUUUUGUUUCUAAUAAAUUUAUUAAAAAAAAUAACUAAGACUAACAGUAGUGGACUUAUAAAAGUUGACGAUCCAAAGCCUAUUUUCAUCAACAAACUACACUUUCUAAGCUCUCUCUCUCUCUGCCUAGCUUGCAUCCCAUAAAGUGGUGGGGUCAGCUUAAAUUGGUAAAUUCCAGAAUAUUUCCUCACAAUUGUUUUACAAAAUAAAUAAAUUAAGUAACGUAAUUAAGCAUCUAUGUAAGGAAUUUGACGAUUUUCUACGUAAUUUAGACGUAAAAUUGUAACAAACAAGAAAGCGUCACUAAUAAAGCAUUCUUUGGAGUCUAAAAUUGAUGUAAAUAAUAAAGGUAAUUUACUAUAUUCGAAAUUGUCAUUAGUUUAAGACCAAUCAUGAAGUAAUGAUUCAAUGAAUGACUGUUUGAUUCAUUAUUUCUACAGUUCAAGG
This is a messenger RNA of Papilio xuthus (Asian swallowtail), 6943 nucleotides long. RefSeq names its product RNA helicase-like protein (gene TDRD12). The transcript is spliced from 3 exons. The record is from RefSeq and is a predicted model, not a curated record. NCBI's taxonomy places the organism in Eukaryota, Metazoa, Arthropoda, Insecta, Lepidoptera, Papilionidae. Gene Ontology annotation, biological process: germ-line stem cell division. Bases 198 to 5669 code for a protein of 1823 amino acids. Gene Ontology annotation, molecular function: nucleic acid binding; ATP binding.